UACUCAUUAAACAAUAGCUAAUUAUAACAACAGUGUUUUCAGUCGUCGGUGAUUACAUGGCGAAAUACAUUUUCCCUGUCACAUAUAUAAAAAAAGCCGACUGACACGGGUCGGGUCUUGCUAGUCGGGGGCGAGUGAAGCUAUACUUGAGUUCAUCUUUAAGCCAUACGCCCAAUACAAGCUCGUUGCUCUGAUAAGGACCAAAUGGUGUCGAGUAAUCAGCGUAUAAAUUGACCGAGGACAGCAUACACAAGUUCUGUACUUCAGAACGUGGAACUCCGCUAGUAACUGACAACGGAAGUCGCCGGGUAACUUUUUCUCUGCACGCGGUCCAUCCAAGACCCUCUCUUCUUAAACUUUUGUUUUUUUGGACUUGGAUUUAGAUUUAAUAGAAAGAAGUCAUAAUUUUGGAUACAGGUAUGACGGGAGAGACGAUAGCAGUGAGACAUGGGGACCUACACGGGCAUAUAUCGGCACCCAGGCCCCUGGUCGUCGCCUCAUCGGUGGCUACUUCUCUCGCCUCGUCGCCGAUACAGCGCUCCCCGUUCGCCAUCCACGAGCUGCUUGGACUCGGCCGGUCUACGGCUACGACAGAGCACUCGAUGUGCGACCCCAGUGCGGUGGUAGCGGGACACGACUCGCUCCGGGCAGCUCAUAUCAUGAGGACCCAUCACCAUAUACAGGCUAUGGCCUCCCUGCCUGGGUUUCACCCGGCCUCUCUGUACUUUGCCAAGCCACCCAUGUUUGAGCCGGCAACUCUGGCCCUUGCCAUGCACAACAGGCUAGUCUCGGCGGCUGCAAUGCCCCCACCACCUUCGCCACCGCCACAAAGUGAAGAACGGCACCAUAUCACAGAUGUAACAGAGAGCAGUGAUGACAACAUGGGUACCAGACACGCAGGGCUUCUGCACAGCAGCCAAUCCCCACCCCCUAAUCAGACCUCCAGUAUGGUGGCCGGUGGGAAAAAGAAACGAAAGAAGAGGCGACACAGGACCAUCUUCACGAGCUACCAACUGGACGAACUUGAGAAGGCGUUUACUGAUGCCCACUAUCCGGACGUUUACGCCCGUGAGAUGCUUGCCCUUAAAACCGACUUGCCUGAAGACCGGAUUCAGGUAUGGUUUCAGAAUCGCCGAGCAAAGUGGCGCAAGAGGGAGAAAUGCUGGGGUCGCAGUAGUGUCAUGGCCGAGUACGGGCUGUACGGUGCCAUGGUCAGGCAUUCACUGCCUCUACCGGACAGCAUCCUUAAGUCAUCGGAGGAAGGCAAGGGGGAAUGUUGCGCUCCUUGGUUACUCGGUAUGCACAAGAAAUCAAUCGAGGUUGCCGAAAAGAUCAAAGAGAAAGAUUUAACGCCAGGUGAAGAGGACCGACCAUCAUCCCCAUCCCCUCAACCAGACCAACCCUGCUACGAAGACAAAGACAAAAUUCGUUCCAACAGUAUAGCGUCUCUACGGGCCAAAGCCAUCGAGCACACAUCGAAGAUCCUAGGACAGACUUUGCCGUCGAGGCUGUCACCUACAGGAUCCUACGGGGAGGACGACGCGUCAGGACGGCGGAGCGGUGACGACGAAGCCGGUAUCAGCAGCUCGUCCUCAGAGUCAGAAGCCGGUACAGAUGAUCGCUCGCCGUUGCACGAUCGCGACCACAGUCACUUUCCUACCCUCGGGCAACCCGUAGGGCACGAGAAAACACCACAGACAUUCACGGCGCAUUAAUAGAAAGGAAUUACUGUCAUUCAUACGUGUAUAUUUUUUAAGUAUAGUGGACUGUGUCUAUGAAAAUCUUCUAUAAACAGUUUCAUUUUGUAUAUCCGCAUUUAACACAGUAUAUUGACAUUGUAUAGAAACAACAAUUUUACUCAUUUUAUAUAUUUCAAUUUGUUAGUUAAUUAUUCCGAUAAGUGUGCAGUAUGUGAAAUCAUUGGUUUAUGUGUUCACCUACACGAAGAUUUGUUAUAGUUAAGUUACCACAAUGCACCCUUUAGGAUUAGGUACUGGCGACGGCUAAUCAAUUUGGACAGAAACACAUUUUCAUAAUGUUUUUGGAUUUUUAUUUUGAACAUUUCUCAGAAGUCUUUUGCAUUGCUCGGAAUUGUUACGCUUAUGACUGUCGGUAAAAAUACUUGUCAAAUAUGUAAAUAAUGUUUGUUCAGAACAUCGGAUAUUAUAAUACCACAGUCACUAAUUAAUUAUUAUUAUUACACAGUAGUCGGCAGUCCGAAGCAAGUUAGUAUUGAUGAAAAUGUCGAGAUGUAGUCUCAACUAGAGAUCCGUUGGUUUAUUGUAGUUUCGGUCAAUUUUAUAAAAAGGGUUCAACUGUACCCUUUAACGUCAUUAAAUGCACUGGACACUAUUGGUAAUUACUCAAUUAAUAAUUGUUUACAUAAAAACUUACUUGGUAACAAGCGAUGGAGAGAUUUUGUUAGUAUAAACACUGUGAAAAAAUGGCUAGCGUUUUUUUUUAGAAUGAGGUAAUUUCUCACUCAAAUAAUAAAAGACUUCAGUCCCGAAGCCUGUUAUUGUGCAUCUAAAAAUACACACAUUUUGUGCAACAAGGGUGUUUUUCUUUCAUCAUUCUCUUACAAAUGCGAUGCCCAAUAUCGGGCCCAUAUUUUCACAGGUUCGUUGUUUUAUGCAUACGUUGAGAUACACCAAGUGCGAAUACUGGUCUUAGACAUUAAUUACUAAAAGUGUCUAGGUCUUUGGGUAAUAGAUAUGUCAUUACCCCCAAAUUUACUUGAUAAGACGCACUGCAACUAUUUUGAGAAAGGAUUCUAUUUCAGAAAGUUUUCAGAUGUUAGGGUUAAAAUAAUUUACCGGAAAAAAUUGAACAGUUUCAGAAAAUAUUUUAUUCUGUGUGCAGAACACUGCGAUAAAUUAAGAUAGCUGAGAUCGAAAAUGAGACGAUCGUUCUGCGCAUUGUUUGGGUAUAAUAGAAGAAAAGGGGACGGGGUCGGCAAUAAGCCACGAGAAAGGGAGGGAGAAAUGUAGGCCUAAGGUCAUAAAACCAUGACUCUCAUUCAACCUUGGUCUUUAAAUAAUUAACGUUGUGCCGAAUUCGAGGGGGAAAAACAUUCUUUUGUUGUCCUCUUUGAAAAUUUAAAAUGAUAGGAAAUCCACUGACUAUCUAGAAUAAAGACCGCGAGCUAAACUCGACAGUUGUGUUUGCAAAGGAGACCACGGUUGUCGAGAACGCCGAUGUGCUUGCCUUUAAAUCAAAUUAAUUUAACCAAUAACAAAACCUGGCCCCCCAAUAAUUAUCAAGGUGUAAUGAAUAAUAAUAUUAUCAAAUUUAUAAUUAAAUAAGCAUUUUAAAUGAUAAAAAAUGUAGAAGGUGUUUGCUUUUUCUUUUUGUUAGUCAAAAGACUUUUUAAAGUAAAUUGCUCAUUUGUCAAAACACUGAUUUCUUCGUUCGACCUAUUUAUUUGAUUUUCAACUCCAUAUAACUGAUAUCGAAGUACUGGAGCUAUUCAAAAUAUUUGAUUAUUUUUCUAUUGUCCGCUAUUAUGUCAAACAAAAGUACAUAUAUGUACUUGACAUGCAUAUUAAAUACAAG
Molecule: messenger RNA, 3555 nt
Organism: Asterias rubens (European starfish)
Lineage: Eukaryota; Metazoa; Echinodermata; Asteroidea; Forcipulatida; Asteriidae
Product: visual system homeobox 2-like
Exons: 5
Coding region: 420-1715 (431 amino acids)
Biological process (GO): regulation of transcription by RNA polymerase II
Cellular component (GO): nucleus
Molecular function (GO): sequence-specific double-stranded DNA binding; DNA-binding transcription factor activity, RNA polymerase II-specific
Source: RefSeq, a predicted model, not a curated record